AAAAUUUCCGAUCCAAAGAAAAAAAAAUUGUUUUAAUUGACAAAUUACAGCCCGAUAUACAGUCAAUCAAAGUCGCCGGGUUAGGCUAACCCAUGUCCGUACGAAACGUAACUUUUUUAAAGUCUGUACCCUGAGGGUAAAAACUGAAUAAUAUUUGAAUAUCGAAUGGAGUUUGCUCUUUAGCACUGACGUAGUCAACUGACUUAUUGUAUAAAUUUUAAUAUUUACACUAAUAGAACAUAUAACUUACUCUUACACUAUGUAAAAAUCAUCAUUUAUUUUUUUAUUUAAUUUUCCGAUAAUUUUAUAACCAAUUAUUAAUGAUAAUUUUUCGGUUGCUACAUUGAUUAGAGCAGCCGGGUAAGAGCCUCCUUAAGCGACAGGCCGACGAAGACAUAUCUGGCCAUUCUGGUCAGGACAAACUACCCCGCGUAGAAACCGACACUCAGCCACAAGGUAAUAGGCUCGUCCCUGGGUACUGCGAAUUACAAUAAAAGGAUCCUAAAAAAAAAAACGUGCAGAAAAGAAGAACUGAGAAUUUUCUCCGGCGCCCCGCAUCUCCAAUUGCUAAUAAGCUCCAGUAUUUGCUUGCUAAAGAAGGGUACGGGUACCAGUACAACAGUAAGAACUUAACAGUCCUUCACUUAGCAGCAAUAAAGGGCUAACGUGAAAGAAAAUUGAGCAGAAAUUUCCGAAAAUGGGAACGAAGCUACCGGUUUUCUUUGAAUACUUGGUGAAAAGAGCAAAAGUCGCGAAUAAGAACAUUAAGAACUCAUACGACCUCAUGUGUGGCGUACGUUUUAAGUAUGACGAUGAAUCCAGUGAUUAUUUCUUACCGAAUAAGUAUAGAUUUAUGUAUCCCGAUAAAAACAUAAUUAUUAAGUAUGACGAUGAAGGCAAUAUUGUUGAGGUAGACGAUAACUUAAUUGUUAAGUAUGCUGAUGAUGACUGUAUUAUUGCUAAGUAUGGCGAUAAAGACUUAAAUUUUUGGUAUCACGAUAACUGCUUUAUUAUGAAGCAUGACGAUGAAGGCCUGUCUGUGACGGUUGACGAUAAAGGCAUUAUGUAUAUUCAUUCUGACAAUGGGGACGAGAUCACAAUUAACGAGAUUGAGAUUGACGAUGGAGAGAUUAGUGAGACGAAAGUGGUCCUAGACAUCGCGUGUAACCCAAAACUUAAUCAUCUGCUAAAACAUCGGUUGGUCUCGUUUUUUCUCGAUCGCAAAUGGUGCAAGAUAAAACAUAUAUUGUACACGUAUAUUGCCUUUUAUAUGAUUUUUCACAUUCUCCUGUGUGUCUAUAUCAGGACUUACAAGAGUACUCUUUCAAUCCCGUGCUAUCUCCUAUGGUUUUUUGUUACCCUAUUGUGGUUGCUUAUCACCAUUCUGGAGAUUCUGCUAUUCGCUUGCUGUUCUUGCCGUUACUUAUUAAUGAAUUGGAAAAACUGGCUACGGGUUGUUCUGAUUAUAUUUACCCCCUUUUUAUUAUUUGACGCGGGAGCAUGGAGUUACGUCGUGGUAGACUUAUUGUCUGCCUUAGUACUGACAACUCUGAUCAGCCAUCAUCCGAAAAUAUCUAUCAACAUUGAAAUGUUUUGGAUAAUUUGUCGUAAAUGCGUGUGCUUACUUUUAUCGUAUUCGUUUCUUAUCGCCGCGUUUGGCUUAACUUUCUACAUACUCUUUGGGAACAAUAAACAUUUUUUUAAUCUCGGGGACACGUUCUUCAAAACACUCAUCAUGGUAUUUAUAAGCGAAUUCAACACCAACGAUAUCCCGGUCGACUCACAUCCCGUUUUGAGCCCCAUUGUGUUAGUGCUGUUUGCUUUCUUCAUUUUUGUAUUGGGCAAAGUCAGUAACACCGAAGAAAUUCGGUCUGAAGCUGAACUGAACGGACUCAAAUCUCGAUUACGCCUGAUCGUCUAUCUCGAAAACAUAGCAUACGGCGAACCGUUCACUUGGCUCAAUUGGUUCAGCCGCGGAAAUUUGUGUUUGUUACGAUGGAAACCCUUCAGCUUUCUCAUUAACAGAAUAGUUGAGGUUACGUAUUAUUCGCAAUUUUUUUCUAACAACUUUAUGAACAUCAAAUUGUGCGUGUGUUAUAAAAUGGAUUCUAAUACACCUAAAAAUACUGAAGAAGUACGUAUGAUUUUUUGUAGACACGAGGUGUGUAAUAACAUUCAAAACCUGAAAGUUUUCCCGCGUGAAUAUGAAUGUAUUUACAUGGAAGAUGUUAAGACAGGUCAUCGCAUAUCAAAUACGCGUCAAGCGUAUGCGUAUUCCGAUCUAGUGCGAUGUGUGUCGAACGCGGCACUUCGGGGGUGCAUUCGGGGAGCACGCUAUUAGCACAAUUAUCGUCCAAAACUGUUCGAGGAGACGCUUUG
Molecule: messenger RNA, 2379 nt
Organism: Temnothorax curvispinosus
Lineage: Eukaryota; Metazoa; Arthropoda; Insecta; Hymenoptera; Formicidae
Exons: 2
Coding region: 698-2341 (547 amino acids)
Source: RefSeq, a predicted model, not a curated record